Molecule: messenger RNA, 1054 nt
Organism: Molossus molossus (Pallas's mastiff bat)
Lineage: Eukaryota; Metazoa; Chordata; Mammalia; Chiroptera; Molossidae
Gene: DNALI1
Product: dynein axonemal light intermediate chain 1
Exons: 7
Coding region: 36-812 (258 amino acids)
Cellular component (GO): axoneme; filopodium
Molecular function (GO): dynein heavy chain binding
Source: RefSeq, a predicted model, not a curated record
CUGGAGGGCCCUCCGCUGGGCUACGCGCAGUCGCCAUGAUACCCCCCGCGGACUCUCUGCUCAAGUAUGACACUCCGGUGCUGGUGAGCCGGAACACGGAGAAACGGAGCCCUAAGGCUCGACCAUUGAAAGUCAGUCCCCAGCAACCUGGACCCUCAGGUCUAGUCCCACAGCCACCCAAGACCAAGCUCUCCUCAACUUCCUGUGUCCCAGAUCCUACAAAGCAGGCAGAAGAAGUCUUGAAUGCCAUCCUGCCCCCAAGGGAGUGGGUGGAAGACACACAGCUAUGGAUCCAGCAGGUGUCCAGCACCCCCAGCACCAGGAUGGAUGUGGUGCACCUCCAGGAACAGCUGGACCUCAAGCUGCAGCAGCGGCAGGCCAGGGAGACUGGCAUCUGCCCUGUCCGCAGGGAGCUCUACUCACAGUGUUUUGAUGAGCUGAUUCGUGAGGUCACCAUCAACUGUGCGGAGAGGGGGCUGCUGCUGCUGCGAGUCCGAGACGAGAUCCGCAUGACCAUCGCUGCCUACCAGACCUUGUAUGAGAGCAGCGUGGCGUUUGGCAUGAGAAAGGCGCUGCAGGCUGAGCAGGGGAAGUCAGACAUGGAGAGGAAAAUUGCAGAAUUAGAAACGGAAAAGAGAGACUUGGAGAGGCAAGUGAACGAGCAGAAGGCAAAGUGUGAGGCCACGGAGAAGAGGGAGAGUGAGAGGAGACAGGUGGAGGAGAAGAAGCACAAUGAGGAGAUUCAGUUCCUCAAGCGGACGAACCAGCAGCUGAAGGCCCAACUGGAAGGCAUUAUUGCACCAAAGAAGUGAUAAUUUCCAUAUGGGUCGCACAAGCACUACUCCCCCAUCACAUUUACGUGACAGUUUCACCCUGGAGGAACCGAGAGGGCUGACUCGUGUCGGAAGUGCCAAUGGACUCCAUCGCUGAAAUCCAUGCGGCAGGGGACGUUCUAUUUUCACUGGCACUGGUAAAUGGUGUCGCCUGUCAAACCUCAGAACGAAUGCACUGUGGCUUUAAAAAUGCCAACCGGGCAUGAAGAAAAUAAACAGUU